UAUACUGUUUCCCAGUUAGGGGAAUUAAGGAAUUUACCCAUAACUGCACCCCAUACGCAAAAUGGGGAGUUGUGAUCACUGAAAGCUCUAUUGAGAGGUAUCUUCCAUGGCAGUCCAGUCCUCACAUCUGGUCGAGUAAAAAACCGGAGAUGAAUGUUACCUUGUUGAGAAACUGUAGAGCGCAGCUAGAAGCUGUUUUCUCAUCAAAAGGAAUUGGUGAACCCCCGCUCAAUCUUUCGAUAUCCGUGGUCACUGCUUUAAGGCAUGCAGUGGCUAGUUACAGGAAAUCUUGCAAUCUUGAUCCCUGGUUCCAGAUGAGGAUACCGUUUACUACAGAGCGUAUAUUCCGAGCUUGUCAUGGACUCAUAUCAGAUGAAGAGGAGAAUAUCUUGACUAACAAACCAUAUACUCAUGUUUAAGCCAAUUAUUAUUUCUAAAAAAAUAUGUGAAAAUUAUAAUACUAUAGUCUGUAUAUCGUACAGUCUAUACCCCUUUGAUUGAUUUAAUGUGAUGAAAAUAUUUUUAUUAUUCCUCCUAUUUAUAAAGAUGGGCAUUGUUUUUGUCAACAAACAACAUGUUGAGAACCAAAAAAACGAACAAUUUAAAAUCGUUCGAACAAUCUUGGUCGUUCGUGAACGAUUUCUGAAUAUAGCUCGUUUGAACACGAUCAUUUUUUUUAUUAAAUGAACAUUUUUAAACGAUUUAUUCUAACAGCAUUUUAGUUUUAUACUAGACGAACGAUUUUUUUCAAACUACCUUUUGAAUAAAAAUCCUUUUCACCUUUUUGAACAAACAAAGUUACAGAAGAAACAAAGUUUAAAAAGUUCCAAAACCCUAAAUCUAGCUAAAUCUCUAGCUAUACACGUAUAUGAUAUGAUAUAUACACGUAUAUGAUAUGAUAUAUACACGUAUAUGAUAUAUACACGUAUAUGAUAUGAUAUAUGAUAUGAUAAUUAAUUAUAUGUAGCUUAGAUUUAUUAUUUUAAUAUAAUAUGUAAUAUACAUUUUAACUUAAACCUAUACAGGCUGGGAGGUCUGAAUCUAUGUAUAGCCUGGGGGAAGGGGCGUUUGGCGCCCCCUAGAAAAAGGCCUGAGAGAAUAAACAUAUGGUUGAAAUUCAUGUUCAUAGACCAUUUUUUCAUGGGCCAUCUCUAAGAAAAAAAUGAGACCGAUAACUUUAAUAGUUUGGGUGCCAGGGAGGGUGGAAAAAAAAUUCCUAAAAAGGGGUCAAAAAAAUGAAAAAAAUAUUUUUUUUUGUUUAAACAAAUAUCAAAGUUUCUACAGGCAUUUUUCAAAGGCUUUUUUAAAAAUAUAGUUUUUAAAUCAGCUUUAGUCACAAAAAAGUUAUGGGCUAUUUUAGAUCCUUUAAAUAUUGUUCAAUAAAACAAUAGAAACAUUACGUGGAAUUCAAAGAAUUUGUAUCUGUUCAACCGAAAGAGAGCCAGCUCAAGGCCAAGGGUACCGUUGUGAAUCGGGCCUGAAUACUUUUCACCUGAAAUUACAUUUGAGAGUGAAUAUGUUGUUUGUAUUUGAUUGAAUUCAUUAUGAAUAUAGAAGAUAAAUUUCUGAAAAGACUCGUUUUUUGUGGAACAGAGUCGGCUGUCAAGUUCUACUUACAAGGGGACCCACUAAGGAUGAGACUUCAGAGAAGAUUGUACGGAACUUGCUUAGUCUGUUUUAUUGCAUUCAGGGUUCCUUGUAGACCAAAACUGGCCUAAAUCUUGUGAAUUUAGUAUUCCAUCAAAAUACUAAAUUGAGUGCAAAUCCAGCUUCAAAUCGUCAUAUUUUUAGAUAUUUUGGGUUGUCUUUGCAGUCUCAUUCUUUGUGGGUAACCCAGUAUAUAGGGUGAUUAAAAUAAAGGAGUGGCACUGUUUAAAAAAAACACUACAGUUAACCCCUAAAUAAGCUGCCAUACAUCGAAAGAAUUCAUCAAACGUCGUAUUCUUAUCUGAUAAUUGAAUGUUGCAGAUAUUUAGUUUUUUUUAUAUGUCUCUGAUAAAUCCUGAAGAAUUU
Molecule: messenger RNA, 2013 nt
Organism: Eurytemora carolleeae
Lineage: Eukaryota; Metazoa; Arthropoda; Copepoda; Calanoida; Temoridae
Product: xanthine dehydrogenase
Exons: 4
Coding region: 150-419 (89 amino acids)
Molecular function (GO): iron ion binding; oxidoreductase activity
Source: RefSeq, a predicted model, not a curated record